Bipolaris victoriae FI3 is the source of this 990-nucleotide messenger RNA. RefSeq lists its product as hypothetical. NCBI's taxonomy places the organism in Eukaryota, Fungi, Ascomycota, Dothideomycetes, Pleosporales, Pleosporaceae. Gene Ontology annotation, molecular function: oxidoreductase activity. The transcript has 4 exons. The record is from RefSeq and is a predicted model, not a curated record. The coding region runs from base 1 to 990 and encodes 329 amino acids.
AUGCUCUUCAACAUUAUCGCGCUCCUCGCUGCAGCGAGCCUCACUCAAGCUGUCGUUCUCCCCGCACGACAGGUCAGUGAUGGCAGCAAAUGUAUCGAUCCGCCGCAGAGGAUUGAGUGGCGCCAGCUCGAACCGGCUCAGCAGAAGAGCUACAUCGAUGCUGUGCUUUGCCUCAAGACGAAGCCUUCGCGUAUCGGUCUCAGGUCACUGUUCGAUGACUUCCCGCACGUCCACUUCCAAGUGGCCAGCAGUAUACACAACCAAGCAACGUUCCUGCCCUGGCACAGGUACUUCACCAAAUGCUACUUCGAUGCGCUCAGCGAGUGCGGAUACAGUGGCCCUGGAACCUAUUGGGAUUGGACUCUGGACCACGAAUCCCUCCUCGCAUCCCCGGUCAUGUCGUCCACCACCGGCUUCGGCGGAAACGGCGACCCCAAUCGCAGCGAGUAUAACGCGCCGACCGACCAGACACUACCGUGCGUUGACAGCGGACCCUUCAAAGACCUGCGCCCAGAGUAUCUUCCCAAUUCGCCCACCGAGAUGACAGAGGGAGGUCACUGUUUCUUCCGCCAAGUGGCCGAGGCCAACGAGCCAGAGGCAUGGAACAUAAUGAAAGACACGCUAACUCCGGAAUACGUUGCCAAUCAGCAGAAGCUUGAGACUUUCGCAAAGUUUGCGCCGGAUCUCGAGGCCAGUCCACAUGGAACUAUCCACGCCAGUUUGGGCGGCGAGAUGAACCCCACGACUUCGCCAAACGAGCCACUUUUCUUCCUUCACCACCCACAAAUCGAUCGUCUGUGGUGGACUUGGCAGCAGCAGAAUCUAGAAAAGCGUGUAGCUGAUUACAGCGGCAUGCAUCGACCUUGGGGAAGCACGAGUUUCGUUCCGGCGUCUAUGAACGAUACAUUGAACAUGCUAGGCGUCGCGGACGACGUGCUAGUCAAGGAUGUUAUGAGCACCACCGGGCCAGUGUUGUGUUACCGGUACUAA